GUGACGAGUAGUUCUGCCCAACGAUGGGUCUUGUUUCGACGCCACCGGAGCCUGAAUUAUUUGUGAAUAUUGGUCUCUCGUGGGACCUUCUUGGACGCGAGGCCUGGUGCUUCCAGCAGGGCCCGUCCAGCCGUGUGUAGAAGACCUGCCUUCCCGUCAGACCAAAAUAGAAUGACUGGAUGAAAUGGCCGCAGGCCCAAGUCGUGCGUAGAUCAUCGUCCAGGAAAAGAGGCCUAGCACGGCUCUAGGCAGCUGAAGAGCCCCCCUGGCCCCUUCCCUGCACCAUUUUCUAAUGGAAAUCUGAGUGUUCCAAUCGCGUGGGGCUGACGAUGGUUAAUUGUAAUGAAUGACGAAUGAAAAAAGUGUACAUCAUGGGCACAGACCAACAACAAUUUUGCCUACGAUGGCACAGCUAUCAGAGUAAUUUAAUGGCCACACUGCCACAAUUGUUAGAUGGAGACCACUUGACAGACGUUACUUUGUCUGCUCAGGGCCGCAACAUACGGGCACAUAAAGUUAUCUUAGCAGCAUGCAGUCAUUAUUUCAAGGAACUUUUUAAGGAACUACAACCUCUCCAACAUCCUGUGAUAGUUCUUCCAGGCAUGAAUUUUGCCGAUCUGGCAGCCCUUGUCACAUUUAUGUACAGUGGUGAAGUCAAUAUCUACCAACACCAAUUAUCUGGUUUACUCACAAUGGCUGAUGUCUUGCAUAUCCGUGGUCUUUCUGAAGUUGGUUCAGAGGCUGGAAAUGCAGGGAUGGACAGUUUGGCUCCGCCACCCAUAUCCUCAAAGCGAGAUCAAAAGAGUCCUGCAAAAAGAAUAAAACUGUCUGCUUCUCCAACUCAUAUUACUAGUCCUCCUCUUGACCGAGACCAAGCAGCUGAUAAGAGGUCCAAAGAGAACGCAUUGGAUUUUGCACUUUAUGGCAAGCGCCCUUGGGUUGCUCUAGAUCCAAAUCUGUACACUAAUGGCAUCAACCCUCAAGAUGUGGCUGAAAAUCUUGCCCCUCUUGAUUCAAAGAUAAAUGCUAGUCAGUCUCAAUCCUUGACUGAGAAAAUGACCAAUGUCUUUAAUCAGAAGAUUGGGUCAAAAAAGUCUCUGGAAAGAUUGAGAAACUCUUUAGAAGAUCAAGUGUUUUCCUCUGUGAGUCAGAAAUCAGGAAGCCCAAUAGGUGGCUUACAUAUGGCAGCUAAUGGCUUACUGCGUGUUAAGACUGAACAAGAGCUUGUGGGCUCUGCUGCAUCAGGUGAUGCUUUGAAAAGUGGUUCUGGGAAUGGGAAACAUACCAUGGAGAAGGAUGGUGAUGACCAAAAAGGAUUGGAAUCAUCACCUUCAAGGCUGUUCACUGAAAAUAUGGUUGUAGAAGACAAAGUGGAUUUGUCUGUGCCCCAAGGCCUAGAUCUCUCACAGGCCAUGUGGAGUAAUAGCAGCAGCAGCAACAGCACCAGUAACAACAGCCCCAGCAGUAAGUCUGCGUCUUCCAAUGCUGGUACCACAUCAACAGGUCACACUAAGCUGUAUGCAACGUGCUUUGUUUGUGGCAAGCAGCUGAGUAACCAGUACAAUCUGAGGGUUCACAUGGAAACCCACCAGAAUUGUCAGUAUGCAUGCUCUAUUUGUACUCAUGUGUCUCGAUCCAAAGAUGCUCUUCGUAAGCAUGUUGCUUACCGCCACCCAGCUCCAGUGGAUGGUAGUGGUAAUACUUCGGCAGCCCUUAAGCGAGAAGGAAAGAAGAAAGCAGAUCAAGCUGCAGCAGCAGCAGCCGCCGCCGCCGCCGCCGCCGCCUCAGCAGCUUCCACAGUUUCUGCAAAUGUGUCAUCGACAUCAGUAGUUGCAACAACUACAUCUGCUGCCACAACUAUGGCCAUUAGUACUACUGCUUCAAGCUCUGUUACAACGACUUCAACUAAUCCAGUUACAUCAUCCGAUAGUGCCUAGCAGCUCAGACAAAACUAAUACUAAAUUAUUAAGUGUGGCUCCCUUCCUCUCCUCAUGUUGAGGUUACACAUUUUUUUACCUAGCUUGCAUUAGAAAGGUAAGCUAAUCCCUUUUGUACCAGUUGUAUAGUGACCUCUGGAAUUACUUACUGGAAAGUCAGUAAGUAGCCCCUAAGUCAUGCAAACAACUUCAAAGUUGUUUUAUCCCUAAAGUAACAUUUUAAAGAUGUCUUGAAACAUGUGCAGUCUUGUGUGUACAGAUUUUUGUUUUAUGCUUGGAUUUGAUAGUUUUGACUAAGUUGUCGUGUACUUCGGCAUAUGUAGCCAACUGCUCAAUACUCCAAGGAUUUUACAUCCUUGAAAUGUAAUGUCAUUCUAUGAAAUGUUCAUUUCAUCAAAUUUUCAAAAUUUGUGUUGAUGGACAUACCGCUUUGGUUACACAUCUGAUGUUCUUGGAGAAAUCUCAUAUGACAUGUCAGUUACCAAAUUAAGGUUAGUUUCCUGUGAAAAAUGUUGUUGUGUUGUUAUUGUUUUAAAAUUACUGAUCUUGACCGUUUUUCUUUCAUUUUGUACUACAUUUCAUAGAAUGAGUUAACAUUUUAGCAUGUUGCUGCAAGUUGGAGGAUAAGUUGAAAUAUUAGUAUACGUAUGUGUGAAGAAACAGUACAAGGAAAGUACAUUUUUAUUUGUCAAUGUAUAUAUGUUGGAAAAGUGUGCUAUGAUUUAAUGAGAUAUAUAUAUAUUUAAAGUUUGUUGUUAAAUGUUUUCGUUUCCUUCUUUUGUUGUUAACUUAGAUAUUAUGUAUUUUAACUGUUCUUUUUCAUUGCUCUUGUGAGCAGUGAAAAACUGUAACAUCACCAAAGUGUCCAUGUUAGGCUGACCUUUAAAAAUACAGCCGUACUGAACUAGUCGAAAACUCCAGUGCCUAGUUACCUUUUUAAGAAAUGAUUGUUUUCUCUUCAGAUUCAUCAGUUUUGGUGUUACUUUACCUUUAAAAUAUUGAGACUGACUUUGAAGCUUUUGAACCAAACUUAUCUUAUGCAAAUGAACUGCAUAUUCAAUGUGGCUAAGAAAGGCAGCACUUGUCACUGUUCUGUUCUCUUUUCUUGUGGGAAAACUUUUCUUUUCUUUUCCAUAAAAUGUGUCAUUCUUGACUGAAAAAAACUAUCUUUGCAGAGCACUCUGCAAACUGAACACUAGUCACAGUUUAAAUUUUGAACUUUGUUUUCCCUACUUUAUCUUUUGGUAAUGGGUCUCAGCAUAUCUUCAUGUCUUCUAAAACAAAAUUUUUCCUGCCUUCCUGCUAUUCUUCCAAUUAUCCCUUUUUUUUUGUUGAAUCGUAAAUCCACCAAUAUUUGUUACCAAUGCAAGGUAUAUUCUGUUGGUUUAUUAACAUAUAUGAUUAUGUAAGUAAAUUCAAUUUUUAAUUGAGUCAUGUGAUGCUAUUGCAUCUUUUUUAUGGUACAAAUACUAACUAAACCCAAAGUUCAAUUGAUAUCUGUCUCCCAUUGUAGUCAGUUAAGUACAUGUAGGAUGUAUGGUCUGUAAUUUUUCAGAAAAGUGAACUUACAACAUCCAGCUGUGAGGAAUUUUGUUCAGUGAAGCUCACAGGCUAGUGGCUGCUGAGUUUCAUGUGGCAGAAUCCUCUCACUGCUAAGUUAACCUACCUAAAUGUUCCACUUUGGUCCUAGGAUUGUGCCAUGUACUACGUUAAUUACCAAAGUCUGACCACUGUGCCUUUUGAAAUACUUACUUGUAAUGUUGAUGCUGAAAAGAAUUGAAACUGAAAAAGCUAAUCAGGUAAUUGUUUUCAAGUAUCUACCACUUAAUUUGUGAUAUAUCAAUAUUAAUCAGUUCCUAUAAGAUUUUGGUCUCUUUUUUUUUCCUUUUUUUUUUCUUGGGAAAUUUUACUUGAAAAGUAAGAAUUUCAUGCUAAGAGCUCAAUUGUUUAUCACAAAAUGUUUAUCAACUUUACCAAAUGUGCCUUUUUCAUGUUAAUCUUCGAAUUCUAUGAAUGUUAUGUCAGAUUCAAAGUUCUACCAAUAUAUUUAAUAUUUGACAUUUACUCUAAACUGAACUGUGCCAUUAAAGCAAGGAGCUUUGACCUUCACAAUUUGUCAUUUUGUUGUUGACUUUGUUCCUGUUGCUAUUUUUUGUAGCAAAAUUGCAAGAAGCAUUACUACAGCUUACUUCUCAUAUAUUUUUACUGUGCUUUGAGCCAAAAAUUUGUCAAAACAUUCAGUAAAAAUAUUAAGAUUUUGAUUAUUGUAGAACCAUUGGAACCAUCAUGGGCACCUUUUAAAAUUUGUGAUUUUUCACUGUGUAUUGUCAAUAUCCUAUUUUCUUAUGGUGUUAUGUAGUUAACAUGGACCAACGAAUUUGAUGUUAAGUUUUAUUUUCCUCUUGCACUAUAUUAGUUACUAUAUAUUUCUUUGUGAAUAAGUUUUUAUUGAGGUUGAGAAAAGUUAUAGUAGAAAGGAUACUAUUUCUAACCAAAAUACACCCUGUUACCAUUUCUAAAUUGUUUAUGACUGUUUUGUCUUAAAUGUUUCAGAGUAUACUUUAUUUUCACUUCUGUUGAACCUCAGUCACUUCUCUUCUCUUUCUGUUUUCCUUUUUCUUUUUUUAGUUUUGUUUGGAUUGAAAUCUGCUUUCUAGUGGGUGGUCUUAAUUGACAUUAAGUCAAAAAAAUAAAAACAACUCUGUUGGUAUCUUUUCAAAAUUUAUUAUUUUUUCCACAUUGUACUUACAGGUAAGCUCCAAAUUUACUUAAACUUAAGAUCUGGACAGCUUCCUAGAAUACUUUCUGUGUACUACUGAAGUUAAGGUGUGAUUUUGACUUUUAGCUAUGAAAUCAGUAAAAACUGAUCCUCCAUUCAGUUGGUUCAAAUCUUAUCGUCCCUUGUCCAGUCUGGAAUUAUUCCCGAUUGUCUUAAUGGAAACUUUUCUCAUAGAGUUCUGGUGAAAGUAAUUGUGCGCUGCAUUGACAUAAUUUCUGGAGCCCCCGUGUAAGCUGGUGUGGUGGGCCACCUUAUUGCUUCAAAGUCUAUCCUGUGUAUAAUUUGUCACUUGUCUUCAUUGUUACUUGUUAAGUAAGCUUUUACUUUUAUGAUUUUGUUGUAGAUUUUAUGGGGUUUGGGCUUUAUCUGUCUUAAAGUGUUUGCUGUAGAAUUGCCAUGAAAAUUUGUGUUUUGUUCCAUCCAAAGAUAUGGUGAAUGGGUGCUCUGAUGAGAUGGAGGGUUGCUGAGUUGGAAUGAGGGGUUCACAUGAAAAGCCAAAGUAAUCUUUUUCUCAGUUCUUUUCUCCCAACUUUUUUUAAAAAUUGAGUUUGCAUUCCAUUUUUUUACCACAGAUGGGCAGCAACUUAAUAACAUUAUACAACUCAAUGAAAAUGAUUCAGUUUGAUAAUUUGAAGGUAACUUUUCUUUCACUUUGUUGAAUGUUACAUUCAGAUGUCCUGGAGAACCAUGGCUUUUAUGUUUGAUUUUGCCAACUGCAACUGAGAAUAGGGGUGCAAUAAUUCUUUUGGUUUAUUUGUCCGUGUCAUCUUCCGUUAAAUCUUUCCUAUUGUCUUGGUGCAUGAUUUGAACACUUCAGUAUGUACAGUUCAUCUCUUUUGUAGCUAUGUAUGGGUGCGAAUUGUGUGUCCAUUGGUGAUAUGUGAAAGUUGUUUUAGUUAGUUUGUAUGCAUGUGUUCAAGGCAUAUCACGGUCACAGUGGUCACAGCACCUAGUUUACCCCAACCUUGUGCAAAAGUGGUAUCUUAUUUUGGAAGGAAGAAGUCUUGCUUUCAUGUAUAUUCGUGUGUGCAAAUAUUUUUAAUGUAACUGGUUUGUGUGCAUUAAUUUAACAUGACCUGGCAAUCUAACCGUCUCAAAGAAGUGCACGUGCUAGUGAUUUAAUUUUUUUCUUCUGUAGUGCAUUGUGUUGAGUACUUUGUGUUUGGUACUAUUGUAUGCAAUAUAUUCAUUCUGAUAUGCUUGGUUGCGUAAGCUUAAGUCAACAUUAGCUGAUCUCUUAGUCUUGUUACAUUUCCCUUCACUUCUGAGAACUCAUGGAGGAAUAGUUACUGUUUUCUUCUUAGUGUGGGUCUUUCAGUUUUGGUGAAGAACUUAAGCAUACUUUUUUAGCUUUUGAAGUAAAUUAAGCAUGUGCAAGUUUGGAAGAACACAACGGCAUCUUCAUAAUGUUAUUAAAGUAUAUAUAUAUGUAUAUGUAUGCAUGUAUGUAUACAUAUCAUAGUUUGUUUUUAGACAUUGACACAUGCUCUAUAGCAGUGUUUUGUACAUUUGAGGACCCAUGCUAGGGUUUUUUGUCGAGAAGGUACUUAAUCAUAUCAAUUUUGAAUGAUUUGUGCAGUGUUACCAAAUAGACCGCUCCACAUGCCGAUGUCAGUUCAAUUGCAUUCAAUUUUAUUUAUUGCUAUAUUUAUUGUGUCACUUCAAUGGAGAAACCAGCUUGACUGCUCCGGCUGUGGUAUUCAGGCUAGCCAAAGCCAGUUCCUUUUCUCCUAUUUGGUUCAUUGUGCAGUUCAUUCAUGAUGGUUUCCUGCAUUGUAAUUUUUGUUAUUAUUUAUUUAGGUUUGUGUUUGGUUGGUUUGAACUUUUGUAAGUAAUAGAGAUGUCACAAUGACACCGACUAGCGGCCAAAGCUUAGUGAGGAGACUAGUGUGUUAGCUGUGAUUAUGUUAUUGUAAUCCAUUCUGACCUUCCUCUCUUCCUUUUUUUUUUCUUUUUUUAAUUUUAGUUUAGUUUUAAAGAGCAGUAGGUUCGGUUCUUUUAUCAAAGCAGUUCCUCAUUUACCUCUUUUUUGGUUAAAACCCAAGCAAUUUGCAGCUAGUGAUACAACCCUCUCUGGGAUGCAUAAUAUCAACAAAAUAUGGCUGCAGUUGCAAGUUUGACAUUUUUUAUUGUCUGCCUGGCCUGCCUUCUUGACUCCACUAUAUUUUUUCCCCCUUUUUUGAAUCUGUUACUUUUGUGAGUGUUACCUAAAUAAUGAAGAAAAUUAGAUGCUUAAAAUUGUGGUUUUCUUACUUUUCUCAUGGCUUUGCAUUCAGGUGCAUGUGUUAAUGAGAAGUGAUACUACGACAGCUGUUUUAUGAAAGAAAGAAACAAUGUGACUCAAAGUUCAGAAUUUUUCAUAUCUAAUCAGAAAUUUCACAUGGCUACCAGCUCUGUCAAAACUUAAAUGCGGUGCUAAUUUUGUCUUGUUGGCCUUUAUUUUGUAAUGCUUGAAAUGAAACCUUCCUUGCGAAGAGAAUUUAAUCAACGUGGUACUUACGUAUUGCUUCUAUUUGAAUUGAGCAAAGACUUCAUCAGAUAUGUACUUAGUUUACCUUUUUAUCACAUUGUUAAAUAAGUAGUGAAAAUUUCUAUUUUAAUUUGUUUCUGUUUUAGUGUUAAAAAAAUUUGAGAAAAUUUAAAUCCAAUGUUGAUUUUGUCUUCAUUGUGCUAUUUUUGAGAUAUCCUGUAUGUUUUGGAUCAAGUGUCUUAUCUUCCAGAUGGGAUGAAAUUUUUUAAAUUGUACUGUCGUUUAAUGCUAGUAGUAAUUGUGAUUUAAUAUGCAAGGUCAGUUAUGGACAAUACUUGUUAUGGCAUUGUCUUACACUUUUCAUAUAUGCCUUUCAACAGUCUUGUUGAAGACUGAGUGAGUUGCCUGAAGCUCAUUUCUCAUGGUUCGUCUGAUUUAUGUUUGAGCUGUGUUUCAUUUACUGAGUGUUUUUCUUAAAAGCUUAACACAGCUAAAGGGGAACAAAUUUGUACCAAUAGGAUCCUAAUGAAAGAGCUUCUUAUUGUAUCAGGUGAAAUUCAGCUAAUGUGCCAAAAUAUCAUGUCAUGUGAUGUAAACAUGUGUUAUUUAGUCUUUGUAAGAUGCUUGAGAGCAUCUAAAAUCCUAAAUCCCAAAGUAAUGUAUGCCAAAAAUAAUACCAAACUUUGUCCAUUGAUUGCUUUUUUUUUUUUUCGAAGUGCUUCUAUUUUGGAAAAAAUUUCUUUUUUCUUUCUUCAUGGAAAAAACUGUGAUUGUCUGCCCAAUGUCGCAGGAAACAACAAGCAUUGCCACGGUCCAGAUUCCAUUUACUUAUUGAUUUCUUUUUUACUACAGAGUUUUGAUCACUUUACUUUCGACUGGGAGUGAAAUUAAGUGCCUUAAAAUUGACCUCUCUUCAGAAUUUAAGAUUGUUUUCUUUCCUUAAUAGGGCUUGUGCAGGGUCUUCAAUACAGAAAACUUAAUUUCUAAUAUUCUGUUGUCAUUGCUAUGAUUACAUGAAACUGAUAACCCAUGGGAUUCAUUAUGGUCUGUAAAGGAGGGCUUCCACAAGGGGUUUUGUCUACCCCAAAGAAAGUCUAACUCAUUAGCAGUUCAUGUGUCAUCCAGUAUAACCUAGUUCCUUCAGAUUACAGAAGGAACCUCUUCCUGAGAUAUCCCUCACAAUUCCUGACAUGCCUCCAAGGGAAACUAAUACACUAUGUAGGUAAUAUAAUGUUUUGUUUUCCUCAUAAAAGAGCAACUGUAAUCGACCUGCUGAUCACCGCCCAUUAGUAUGCUCGGUAUAAAACCCUUGUGAUUUUUUUUUCUUGUUUGUUUGGAUUGCUUUAAUGGUUAAAACUGUUUGGAAGUGUCUGUUAAUAAACAAAUGAAAUAA
Messenger RNA from Thrips palmi, 8579 nucleotides. RefSeq names its product broad-complex core protein isoforms 1/2/3/4/5. Gene Ontology annotation, biological process: regulation of transcription by RNA polymerase II. Gene Ontology annotation, molecular function: protein binding. The transcript is spliced from 6 exons. The record is from RefSeq and is a predicted model, not a curated record. Bases 354 to 1937 code for a protein of 527 amino acids. NCBI's taxonomy places the organism in Eukaryota, Metazoa, Arthropoda, Insecta, Thysanoptera, Thripidae. Gene Ontology annotation, cellular component: nucleus.